GAAAGCGAACUUGGGCUGAUCAUCAAGCUGAGCUGGCUGUGAUCGCUCGUGUUCUUGUGCUGGCUUGUCACCACGGUUUUUUGUGUGUGUGUGUGGAUGUUUUGAUAGAAAGCACGUAUCUACGCCUCGCAUAUUUUUGUGCACACUCUGAAUUGCGUAACUGUCAAGACAACAUUUUGAAGAUCUAAACCAGCACACUUAUUUCGACGACAUGGAUUCCGCCAAUCAAGACAUCAAUUUGAACUCUCCACAUAAAGGCCUGGGCACUGAUUCUCUCUCAGAUGUGCCAGAAGAGAGAGGGGCAGUGGCUGUGAAUCCAGUGACUCUCCCCCCUGGUCUAACAGAGGAGGAGGCUGAGGAACUGAGACUGGAGCUCACCAAGGUUGAGGAAGAGAUCCACACCUUGAGGCAGGUGCUGUCGGCUAAAGAGCGCCACGCAGCGGAGCUGAAACGUAAACUGGGCCUGAGCCCCCUGAGUGAGCUCAAACAGAACAUCACCAAAAGCUGGCAGGACGUCCAGACCUCAAAUGCCUGUGUGACAGUGACAGAGAGGCUGGGCCAGUGGAAUGAGAAGGUUACAGGGUGCGAUAUAUAUCUUUCAGCUUCUGCCACUCUGGAUGACAUUGCCAGCUCUGAAGUGUAUAAAAAGACUCAGGAAACACUGUCUCAGGCUGGACAGAAGACAUCGGCUGCCCUCACCACCGUGGGCACAGCCAUCAGCAGGAAACUGGGGGACAUGAGAGCUCUCCCUUUCUCUAACUCCUUUGGUAGCAAUUACUCCAUUCGCCAUUCAAUAAGUAUGCCAACUAUGAGAAACUCUUCAACCUUCAAAUCAUUUGAGGACAAAGUCGGAAACAUCAAGCACAAGGUGGUUGGAGGAAAAGCCAAUGGUGAAAGCGACCACUCUCCGAAUGAGUCAAACCCAGUGCAGGACAAUGCGCCGUUCUGAGAGCCCACCCUGCUGACUUAAACACUCAUCUCAUUUCCUUGUGAAUCCUGACUACACCCACACUUCAGUUCUCCCUCCCUUUCUCUCUCUCUCUAUUUUAUCCCUCCUUCCACUGACACCCCUCCAUCUACUGCUAGCAUGUGCUUGCCUCAUCUUUCCAUUAAAAAUACACAGUACAGUGUCAUGAAAUUAUCACAGGUUGUACAAAAAAAAAAAAAAAAAAAAAUCUAAUUUCGUAUUAGAAACUAUUUUACACUGCUUUGCAUAAUGUUUUUACAUAACUUUUAUCUAUAUAUGAAUAUAAAGGAAUAUAAAUAACUAUAUUUAAACAGUACUGCCAAGCAGCAUUCAUCAGAUGGUAGGGGGGUAAAAAAAAAAUAAAGAUGCAACAUUUAAACCUGAAGGGGGGAGGAUAUUGGACAUAUAUGAAAAAAAAUGCUGCAGGUUUGUAUGCUGCUGAGCAUUCAGUCCAGUUAUUUUCUACUCUCAGUACAAUGUGAAGCCAUGCUUUGCUGUACACUUGUGAAUGACCUUCUCAGUCGGCCUUACACUCACUAUAUUGAUCAAUCUCUUUUUUUUCUGGAAAGACAUGUUACAUUAAGUUGUUUUAUUCUCUUUAUCCUCUUUGUACCUUUUGCUGUUUCUUGCUCACGUUCAGUUGAAUUUUUGGAUUCAUGGGAAUGUUUUAUUUAUGCUGUGUUGAUAUCAGAAAUUGCUUGCCUUUGCUUUGUGCCAUGCUAUGAAUGCCAGUUAGCAGAUGCCAUAGACAUUUUGGUGUCAAAAUGUGUCAUACAAAACUAGCACAUCACAAGUGUCACAAUUUAAGAAAUGACAAAAAAGUUUCUCAUGCUCUCAUGUGCAUUAACCCAAAAUGUUAGAGUAAGGCCUGCUGUGUCAGCUCCGUUUAUUUAGCAGCAUUUGUUUAUUUUUCCAGCAGAAGUGGACACUGGUGUAUUCUGUAUGGUAGCACAGUCACUUUUUACCUGAAAGAUACUGGAUUAUAUUUCACUAUUGGCAAAUGUAAAGAUUAUUAUUUUUUAAAUGCAAUGAACAUUAAGAGGGAAAGAACUUUUAUUAUUGUUAUUUCAAGUAGUAUACACAAAUAAUAGGGGAGGUUGUUGUUUUGAUAACAGGCACCAUCGCUUUAAAUUAGGGAUCUGAGGCUAGCUGUUCAGAGUUAAAGGCUCAGAUCGUUUUCUUUUAAAUCAACGAUGUAAUAAUUCUCAUUUAUGUUUGUCAUUUGUUUGUUUAUCAAUAAACCAUUCCUUCAAAUGG
Molecule: messenger RNA, 2224 nt
Organism: Myxocyprinus asiaticus (Chinese sucker)
Lineage: Eukaryota; Metazoa; Chordata; Actinopteri; Cypriniformes; Catostomidae
Gene: tpd52l2b
Product: tpd52 like 2b
Exons: 10
Coding region: 212-949 (245 amino acids)
Cellular component (GO): cytoplasm
Source: RefSeq, a predicted model, not a curated record